GGUCUCCUGCUUGAGCAGGGGGUUGGACUAGAAGACCUCCAAGGUCCCUUCCAGCUCUAUUCUGAUUGAUCUAUUGAAAAGUUUGAAAAUGUUUGUUGGUCUACCACAGAAAAGGAUGGGUCAAACUAUCCUCCAAAGCAAAUUGGUAGUAGAUAAGAGUGAACAUAAUUUAAAGGUGGACUGGACUCUUGGGGUCGCGAAGAUGACUCAAGACCGAUGACAUGUUUGACUCCUCCCUCCCUCCCUCCCUCAGUCUCAGUCCAGUCGUCUCCUCCAUCAACCUCGCCAAAUCAAUUUUUUGGGAGGUGCUAAAGACCCACCCCCUUCCCAGGGUUUGUUGACCAAUGGAUAUUUCGCUAAGGUGCGCAUGUUUUCAUCCUUGUUCUGCCCACAUCUUCAAUUCGGUGGGAAACACGGCGAGCAUCCAAUUCCGUUGGGGGAACCUCUAGCCGCGUGCUGACCCCUUUUUCAUCCCGGCGUGUCUCCGGACAUCCCAUCUUUCGGCCUUCUCCCACCAUUAGCCACUUUGCGGAUGAUGAAAAAUCCCCGGGGGAAGAAUCCAGAACCGGAAUUUUCAGAGCGGUUUGAAAUGAAACGGACUUUCCUGGUCUUUUGAAUGCCUACACGCGUGCAUUCCGACCGGAUCCCUAAGGUUCGCUGGCGGUUCUCCGGCCAAAGGAUGAGAGGUUGGCGGGAAACAGGGACCCCUCCUCGAUCAAAAUGCAGAAGUUUUUCCUGCCUUCUUCCUCUCUCCUCUUCAUCGUCCUCUCCACCCUGCAGGGUAAAAAACUGAUCAACGAUCCAUAUAAAGCUGAAUGUGUCCGCCGGGAAAUGUCGUGCCACCCAAAAGCGAUUUGCCAACUGGACAAAGUUUCUUCGGACUUUUAUUGCCGUUGUUUGCCAGGCUACACCGGAGAUGGGAUCAAUCUUUGCCAAGCCCCCGCUUUCCACGUCACCGUUUCUGAUGCUUCCGUUUGUGACGAGAUGGGCGAGCACGUGUGUCUCCUCUAUGUGAAAGAGCCACCCGUCACUCUCCACGUCUCCGUCUCGGCUUCCGCCAACCGACGCCCGCCCAGCGUGAUCUGGUACAAGUUUUACACCGGACAAAGCCCGCAGUUCCACAGCUACCGACGGCGGUUGGGAUCCGUGGGAAACCCGACUCGGAGGAUAAGGGUGGGCAGCCGAGGCCGUAUCCUGACCCUCCUAUCGAUACAAGACGACGAUUUUUACCCCAACCUCUUCUGGGCGGAAGUGAGGCUCCAUGCCCUGAUCUCCAGAAACCUAGGAGCUGAAGCUUACGAUGUAACCCCCUUCCAAUUGUUAAACCCAUCGGGACUGAGAUUCUAUUUCGCCUUGGAGGGAGCGCCAAUCGAAGUUGGACCCUUUCUGGAAGGAGAUACAGCCGUCCUCCGGUUGCCCGAGUCCCUUCACCUCUCACCUUCCAGCUUCGUUCAGUGGAUCAAGGAACCACGCCCACUGACCUUGUUGGACAACCAAGCCAUGGUCAUCGCCGAGGACGCGGAAAAGAUGGAGAUCAGCGGUUUAACGGAGGCCAGUUUUGGCUACAUCCGAGCUCUGGUUUACGAUUUCCACUCGGAGGUUCCUGGACGUGUUUUGGUGGCCGAGAGACUCUUCUUAAUAAAGAAAGACGUCAGCAAAACCUGCGAGGGACGCUCAGAAGACAGGAGUUGCCGUUGCAACCCGGGGUUCGAAGGAAGGGGUGUGCAUUGUGUCGACAUCAAUGAGUGUGAGAGGGAAACAACCCAGAGUUGCUUGGCUGAGGCCACCUGCACCAACACCUACGGCUCGUAUUUCUGCCGCUGCCCCCGGGGCUCAGAAGGAGACGGCCUACUCCGCUGCAUAGACAUCGACGAAUGUACGAGAGGCACCCACAACUGCAACCAAGACGCGCUGUGUUUGAACACCCUGGGCUCCUAUGUUUGCGCCUGCCAGAGCGGCUUCGUGGGUGACGGCUCACGCUGUAUAGCCAAGAGCACCUGGUCGCCGUGGUCGCCGUGGUCGCCCUGCUCCGUCUCUUGCGGCCUCCAAAACCAGUUGCGCAUCCGCGAAUGCACCCACGAGGAGAGCGGGAUGCGCUGCUUGGGCCCUUCGGCUGAACUCAGGGGCUGCCCCAACCUGCGGCCUUGUCCCAUGGACGGCGCCUGGUCGGUGUGGUCCCCUUGGUCGGUGUGCCCGGAGACGUGUUCGGGGAUCAAGAAACGGGUCCGGCUAUGCGACAGUCCUCCCCCUUCCAGAGGAGGUCUCUCUUGCAAAGGGGAGAAGGAGCAACUUGGAUUAUGCCCCUCGAGCCACUGUGCCGUGGACGGAGCGUGGUCUCCGUGGGCCUCGUGGACGCCCUGCCCGGUCUCCUGUGGAUUAGGAGUGGUACGGCGGUCACGGCGGUGCAACAGCCCUUCCCCGAAACACGGAGGAAGGAACUGCAGCGGUCACGGCUACGAAGAAGGCAGCUGCGGGUUUCCGGAGGCCCUCUGCCGAUUCCUAGCCAAGCCUUCUGACUCCAUCGUACCUGGGAAACUGAUUCAAUAACAAUACCAGACUCCCAAAAGUGAGUAUUUGCCGAUCCAUCCGGAAAACCCCAAAAUAAUGUCUGAACCCUUGCAGGAAUCCCAAGUGGCCUGGAAGAACCACCUGGAAAGAUUCUCAAAGAUUCCAAAUAAAGGAUAGAUUUGCAACAAACCCGGGCGCAAAGAAUAUUUUGAAAGACCCUUCUUUUAAAAAAAAUUUAAAUUUGUUAAUAAUCGGCUCCCGGCAGGAGAGGGGCAUUGCACGAGAUAUCAUGAGUAGCUGAUGCGAUUUUUGCCAAGGUGACGGCGCUUUGGAACGACGAGAGGUAUAUCCAGCAGGAUGGGACUCGUAGUCGUCGGGGCAACUAUCAGAGGCUGAGAAAAGGAUGGUGGAAAGUACCUGCCCCCCCAAAAAAAAACUAGGAGCAGCAAAAGCUUAAUUGAUGAAGACUGUGAUUAAAAUACGAUGGCUGUUGGACCAACGCCUCCUUCCUUUUUGGUGAGUGGCUGUUUUAAAAAAAAUAAUAAUUUGCCUGCCUUGGUUUUUGAGUUUGAACCUUUUCCAAGGGAAAAGUCAUUCAGUUCUCCUGCAUGUAGAAAGCUAGCGUUUCAGGAUGUACUUUACCACCUUGAUAUCUUUUUUUUAUUUUUUUUUUAAAGUAUGUCUGGAUGAAGUAAUUCUUCAAAACACUCCUAGGCUCGGUUGAUUUAAAAGUUUUCUUUUUUAGAAAAAAAAUGAAAUAAAUGUUUCUCACAGUUUUGUUUCUGGA
This is a messenger RNA of Thamnophis elegans (Western terrestrial garter snake), 3295 nucleotides long. RefSeq lists its product as uncharacterized. Bases 721 to 2547 code for a protein of 608 amino acids. The transcript is spliced from 13 exons. The record is from RefSeq and is a predicted model, not a curated record. Lineage: Eukaryota; Metazoa; Chordata; Lepidosauria; Squamata; Natricidae. Gene Ontology annotation, molecular function: calcium ion binding.